CGGCCCGCCAUUGUCGGGGGCAUGGAGGGCGAGAGCACGUCAGCUCUGCUCUCGGGCUUCGUCUUCGGCGCCCUCGCCUUCCAGCACCUCAGCACCGACUCGGACACGGAAGGCUUUCUCCUUGGAGAUGUGAAAGGUGAGGCCAAGAACAGCAUCACCGACUCACAGAUGGACGAUGUGGAAGUGGUUUAUACAAUCGAUAUACAGAAGCAUAUUCCAUGCUACCAGCUAUUCAGCUUUUAUAAUUCUGCAGGAGAACUGAAUGAACCAGCCCUGAGGAAAAUACUGUCAGGCUGUAAGAAGAGUGUAAUAGGAUGGUACAAAUUCAGACGCAACACAGACCAGGUCAUGACAUUCCGGGAAAGACUUCUACAUAAGAACUUGCAGUCACACCUAUCAAACCAAGGCCUUGUAUUCCUGCUCUUAACUUCUAGUGUGAUGACAGAAAGCUGUUCAACUUAUAGGCUAGAACAUGCCUUACACCGGCCACAAGAAGGUCUCUUUCAGAAAGUUCCUCUAGUCGUUACCAACUUGGGUAUGGCAGAGCAGCAAGGUUACAGAACAGUGUCUGGUUCCUGUGCAUCUUCUCGCUUUGUGAGAGCAGUAAGACAACACAGGUCAGAAUUCUUUUAUGAAGAUGGAUCCUUACAGGAGGUUCACAAGAUAAAUGAGAUGUAUGCCACCUUGCAGGAGGAGCUGAAGAAAAUAUGCUCUGAGGUAGAAGUCAGUGAACGAUCUGUAGAGAAACUCCUAACAGAGGUGAGCCACUUAAAAGAAGAAAUCAACAGAAAAAAGCAACACAAGAUCUCUUCAGGAGGGAACAAAGAUCACCUAGAAGAACCAAAGGAGAAUGUUUUGCUUUGUCAGGCACUGAAAACAUUUUUCCCCAAUUCUGGACUUCAGACAUGUAUUGUUUCCUUCGAAGGAAGGAUCUCUAAGAACUGUUGUAAGAUUGACCAUAAUAUUAACAUCAUGGACAAAUUGACUCUCAUGGUAGAGGAAGGGGACUUCACUGAAGCUGAAACAAGACCAGUAACCAAGCGUAAAGUCAAAGACACCACAACAGGACCAAAAUCAUUUAAGAAAUUAAGAUCGCUGCAACCUGACCAAGAAUUACACCAAGAUGAAGACAACAGCAACCAAGAAACAAAACUUGCACUGAGUAACACUGAAACAGACGAGGAAGCAUUGGAAAAUCCCAAAGAUACAAAUGAAUAUUCAUACUCUCCCACUUUCUGAUCACUUAAUGAUUUGCCCAGAUGUAUUUGUACAAAAAGCAAUUGCCAGCGUAUUAAAGUGACAUAAAUUACUGCACUAGAGGGAUGGAAACAGCUUACUGAGUUUUUGUAAAGUUACAAAGAUGUAUUUUUAAAUACUCAAAUCCUGUUUGGCCCAAGUCAAGCAGAGUCUAAAUGACAUUCCUUAAUUUUGCCUUGCAGAGUCAAGUCUGUAUACUCUAUCUCAGGGUUUUAAAACUAUGCUAGCAUUCCAAUAAUCUCACUUGAUGCCUCAGUGAUAGAACUUCAAGCUCCUACUGAAGAUUUCAGGACCACUCCAACAGUGAGCAUCUCCUCAGCAGGUGAUGUGCAGAACAUCAAAUUGGAUGUAUCUUAGAAAUAGCUGUUAUAUAUAACAAAGUUUUUAAUAUUUUUACUUAGCUAUCUGGUACUUAAUUGUCUCUUUCUGAAAUGGAAGGGAAAAAGUGAUCUUCAGCAAGACCUCUGGAUAAGUUUAGUGGUCUGUAUGUCUAGGGGGAAGAACAUUAACAACAAAUCAGUUCACUCCUUACACUCCCCAAGGGUAAACAGUCUAGAAUGAUAAUCCUCUCAACUCAGUAUCUAUCCUAAGGGGUGCACUCGUAUUCUCAGAGAAUACCACAUGUUGGUCCAUAGGGUGGCAGCAAGUUGGUCAGUGACAUCUCAUUGACCUGCACACCUGCAAUUUGGCAGAGAGGGUACCCAUUCUACCUCAGAGCUCUUUGGGUUUUUAGCCUCUUCACAGCAGAAUUUUGGCUGCCGGGGCAGCAGCUGGUUGUCAGGGGACACUUGUGUGGUUUAGAGCUACCUUCAGUUGUCAAGGGUACUUAAGUUUUGUUCAUCGGGGCAACAGCUCAUCCAUAGCACACCCCCCUCCCAUUGGUAAUCAGCAGCUGAACACACAGCUGUCACACAGUGGAAUGCUAGAUAUGCACAUUGACUGCAUGGUGGUCCUCUCCUCAGUGAGGAUCCCCACAAAUCAGAUUGAAUGCCCAGGAAGAGCAACAGCUGAAAAAGAUUUCUUGAUCACCCACCAGUAUUUCUCUUAUCACUGUGAUCAUGGUAACCAUGAAAGCUUACUCAACAGGUUACAUCUCAGAUAAAUGCCACUGAACAAGCUUUGAGCCAAAAAACCAUUCCAGCUAAUCAUACCAGUAGAGAAUAUUAAGCAUGAUUUUGUUUUAUUUUUAUUUCUUUACAGUAUGUUAUUCUCAAUACUUAACAUUACAAAUCUUGGGGUCUGUAAGAAAUGAUGGGUUCUUAAACAUAACUGGCAUAAAUCCUGUAAGAAAAUAAAAUGGAGGGUCUUUUUAAAUAAAGGAUGAGUGUGACUCACCAAA
Molecule: messenger RNA, 2596 nt
Organism: Centrocercus urophasianus (Greater sage-grouse)
Lineage: Eukaryota; Metazoa; Chordata; Aves; Galliformes; Phasianidae
Gene: ABRAXAS1
Product: abraxas 1, BRCA1 A complex subunit
Exons: 9
Coding region: 22-1239 (405 amino acids)
Biological process (GO): mitotic spindle assembly; protein K63-linked deubiquitination; attachment of spindle microtubules to kinetochore
Cellular component (GO): nucleus
Molecular function (GO): polyubiquitin modification-dependent protein binding; microtubule binding
Source: RefSeq, a predicted model, not a curated record